AUGCCUGAAGAUAUCAACAUUAAACCGAUUCUCUGGAACGAUACUAACGGCCAACAGGAGGGUCAAUUCAGCCUCAUCCACAUCCCUCUACCUUUAUAUCCAGCCCUCCUUCAACCGAUAUUACGAGUCCUUCUCCCCCACGGAGGACCAACACAAAAUCAUGAGCCAGAAGGCCUCCUCGAAGGUCUCUCGGUCGACAAUAAGCAUGGCUUUCUCAAUAUCAGCGUAACGCCAAUCGAAUGCUCUAUAGUCUGCCAUACAUCAUGGGCCCAUAACGUCUUUGAGCCCGUCAUAAAACGCUUGCCAAAGGAAUCCUCAAAGCAAGUUCAAAUCUCCAAAGAAAACUACAUUGUCUUCUCCGUCAGCAGUGCUGGUAUGGAGGCCGGACAACGAGUCAUGGACCUCACAUCACCCCUAGCCAUGGCCGGCAUCCCCAUCUUCUUCAUCACCACCUACUACACGGACUUCAUCCUCGUACCAAGCAAAGACCGUCAAACUGUUGGAAAGGCGUUACUGGAACGCGGAUUCGAGUUCUCUGAAAAUGACUCCGCAUAUGUGGCGCCAACGAAUGUCUCGCACGCUCGUAUGCCAAGUACAUCUUCCGAACCACCCUCUACGCCUCCACCUACCAACGUCGCGGAACUACAAAUACGUACAUUUUCCCGACUGAAGAAAAAACACGUAGUUCCGUUCGUGGAGCCAGGGCUCCAUCUCGUACAAUGCUCAGGCAAGGAAAUAUUGCAUGAAGACGAAUAUCCGUCCCGGAACGGCAACGGAGCCACACACAGCUGGUUGGAUAACAUAGAUCCAAAACUAUACAUGGGUCUUGUGUCCGCUCUAGUCCAACAACCGCGCUUCCUCUCUGUAACACUAGCACAAGACGAUGCUCCCUCUCUCCUCGUCGACAAGAGUCUACUCUGGCUAUUUGGAAACUCAAUAGCAGGCGACACAGAUGGGGACUUAGUCCCCAUAUUCCUCGACCUCGUCGACCUCCCGCUCGAAAGCACAGGCAUCGUCUGUGGUGUGGCUGGCAAGCUAGUCGACGAGAUGCGUGGGACUACAGUCGAGCUGCCGGAACUGAGUUAUCUAAGUACGGCGCGAGCCGGGGCGGUAGUGCUGAGCGGUGAAGGGAGUGUGAGGGCGCUACAGGCGCUAUUGCCUUUGCUUGAGAAAAGCGAUGCUUAA
Lachnellula hyalina is the source of this 1185-nucleotide messenger RNA. RefSeq lists its product as uncharacterized. The transcript has a single exon. The record is from RefSeq and is a predicted model, not a curated record. The coding region runs from base 1 to 1185 and encodes 394 amino acids. NCBI's taxonomy places the organism in Eukaryota, Fungi, Ascomycota, Leotiomycetes, Helotiales, Lachnaceae. Gene Ontology annotation, cellular component: cytosol. Gene Ontology annotation, biological process: cellular response to L-arginine; regulation of intracellular signal transduction.